AUUCCCUGUGAGUUAAUCAAUGGCGCUCGUUCUAGGCGCUUACCCUUUCCUCGAGUAAAAGUGCAGGCGAGAGACAGCAGGCCCUCCAAAACACCAUCCCCUCCCUUUGUACCCUUCCCUUAUUAACAGGAGCUCACCCUCCCGCUGGGAGCUAGCCUCCUUCAGUGAUUAAGCUCUGUCUCUCUCUCUCUCUGGAGCUGAUUAUGCCGAGGAGGUUUCUCGCUACGAGACAGAAGGUAGUCUCUGCUGUGGAGGAUAGACUAAGAGCUGCUCUUGUGUAUGAGAUACAGCGACCAAAAUUAGAUGAUUUGAUUGGUUCGCCAGAUCAGAAACUCCAAAUUGUCAAGUCCUCCUUAAGCUCCACCUCUGCCCCACCCCCUAAACUAGUCGCUCCUUCACCCGAACUCCUCCUACCCCCAGAGGAGUUCUUCCUUGCCGAUGAAAUAUUCUCCGUAGAGAACCCUUUUGCCAAAGAAGAUACUCUGCCUGAGUCAAGAGGUGAUGUUGAUUUCACGAAAAUUGAAGAUUUCUUCAGCCUAGAGACGAAAAUAGACGCUAAAAAUGACCACACCCUCCUUAAACUAGCACUGGCAAGUCAAUCAGGCAGUUUCAUGAAUCAUCUCAUAUCUUCUUUUUCUCUUCCGACCCAAAGACUAGCUUUUAUACAGCAGCAGACUGCCCUGCCUGUCGCUAGUGGCCACAUUUCUCAACCUGUCCUUGGGGGCGUGGUCAGUGAUUCCAAAGACCUCAUAAUAUCGUGCCAGGUCUGUGGGGAGAGGUUUAGCGCUCAAAUAAAGUUCCAGACGCACAUUUUAUCACAUCCUGACCCGGAAACUAAGAAGUUUCUUUGCCAGUACUGCGGGAAGAGAUUCCAUCGUGCCGAUCAUCUUAACCGUCAUUCCGUUAUUCACGGUAACGUUGUUUAUCGCUGCCUGCUUUGUGGGGAGGAGUUUGAUCGAGCUUCUCACCUCGACCGUCACCGACGGAAGAACCACCCACCUGCUGGGCAGGCCCCCUCUCAAACUCCGCCCACCACACCACAUGGACCAUACCCACUCAACUCUCUUGGGGGUGUGUCUGAUAUUGAGAGCCCGGUACUGCUAGGGACUAACCUCCACCUCCUUGCUGCUGUGGCAACGCCUGAAGAUGCCCGAGCACUGGUAGAUCCUUCUUCAGAGGCAACUCAAUCCGAACUUGAUGCAGCUGAAGUUGUUUCUCAGAUCCUCAAGUCCGAGUCUCUCCUGAAUGAAGCCUCAAGUUCUAACAAGCCGCCACCAGAGUCCAUAGAGAGACCCUUCCAUUGUGAGGUCUGCGGACGUAAGUUCAUACGCUCCACCCACUUGAGACGACACAUGAGGAUUCAUACUGGGGAGAAACCCUUCUCUUGUCAUAUCUGUGGGCGUAAGUACGCCCGUGGGGACUACCUCCGGGCGCAUAUAAACGCUCACAGACGUGACCGAGUCCAUAAGUGCAAACACUGCAAUGAGAUAUUCCACGACUUGACACGAUUCGCUAACCACUGUAGACUGGUUCAUAAGGAUAUUGAUAAUGAGGACUACGGGUCAAUCCCUCACCAAGACCAGCCCAUUCAUGAUGACCACACGAUGGAAGACGAGUCGUUCAGGAUCUACGAAGAUAUUUCACUCUCAUCUCUCACUGCUGGGCCUGGGGGUGUGGUCAGUAAUCACCAUGACGACGGGGAGCAUUUCGUAGAGACUGUCUCCAUGGGAACUGGUGGUCUUCCACAAGACAAAGUGUCUUCCUUUACAACUCAAGACCUCUCCAACCCGUUUCAAGGGACAGAGUUUUUACAAGUGUUUGCAGCUGCUGCUUCGGCUGGGGAUGGUUCCCAUGGUAACAGAGGUGUGAAUGGGACCAUCCCGUAUCCCAUGGGAGGGGACAAGGGAGGGAGAUCCCCUCAAAUGAUGGACCCUCUCACUCGUCUCAUCAUCAACAACACCAACGACACUUUAGACGUACUCCAGGGACACAAACUACAGUGAGAGAAGGAGCAUUUAAAAGUCCUCCAUUAUUAUUAUUAUUAUUAUUAUUAAUUACUUAUUUUUUCUGCAGAGCAAGAAUGAAAUCUUUCUUCAUUUAGUUAAAAAUAAGUUUAAGAUUUUUUCCCAA
Amphimedon queenslandica is the source of this 2130-nucleotide messenger RNA. Its product is annotated as zinc finger protein 543-like. The record is from RefSeq and is a predicted model, not a curated record. Bases 204 to 2003 code for a protein of 599 amino acids. Lineage: Eukaryota; Metazoa; Porifera; Demospongiae; Haplosclerida; Niphatidae. The transcript is spliced from 3 exons.